UCAAUUAGCUUAUUGCUGGAGGAGCCCUACUUUAUCUGUAAACAUUUAUUUCUGUAUCUCCAGCUUCUCGUAACAAAGAAUUCAUGACUAAGCACAUAUAAUCCAGAGUGGCAUAACAAACAUCCUGCAAGGCUGCUUGCUUUGGCUUGCAGCUAUCCUGAAAGGCCUCUGGCAUUCCCCUGUGGCUGACCCAGGUGGCACCAGGGCACCAUGCUUACUGCUUUGUUGAUGAAGUGCAAGCAACACGGUGAGAUUGCCUGUGGCCUUCUCACAUGCCUUAUCUCAGCCUUAGUUUGCACUUGAGUGAGGUUACAAGUGACAGCGGCCCCAGCUGAUUGCAGAGCAGGCAUUAGGGCCAGGUGUUCCCCUCUUCUCCACAUCCAUCUCAUGCUUCAUAAAUAUGGCUCAGUCUAUUUAGAGUUGGGGAGGAGUAGUAGGGUUGUUGUACAGGACUGGGAGAAGGGGGACAACUUUCUGCUGGAACCUUCAACUGCUGUAGAUUUUGGGUUGACCAUUUUCCCUGGUCUUAGUGCCAUUUCCUCAGAAAAAUCUGUCAGCAUUUGGGGCACUAGGAAUAAGGGGAAAAAGUCAGUCUUUGAACACCAGAGUAGAGCAUUUCUGUAUGUAGACAACUGAUGCCUGGCAAAACAUGUUCUUUGGUUCAUAUUUUCUGUGUGGUCGGCCAGCCUAUUAACCUCUGAAAAGUCAAUAGUUGUAAACAUGUAAGAAAGAGGGGUUUUGGAAUGUUUUUAACUGUUAACAAUCUCUCUUCAGGGAGUAUGAUCCCAGCCUCUCAUGUUAUGGAUUUUUUCUGGGUGAUUUUGGUGUAAAUAAGACAGCUUCCAGGGUAAAACUAAAGAGAGAAUACAGUCAAGUAGUGAGGAAAAAUGAAGAAAGCUUAGUAAAUUAAUUACCUCACAGCUCCUGAAUAUAAGCUUUUGGCUGUCUGAAAAGCAGUGAACAAGGAUACCAUUUCUAGGUGUACUUUAUCCUUCCCUGUAAUGGUGCUGAUGCAUGCUUCAGAAUCAGAAUUUUGUGAAAUUUUCUGUAAGAAAAUCUUUGGGUUUUGUUCAAACUUAGGGAAAAAGAAGGGCUGGAGUGCUCCAUUUUCCUAUUGGCUCAUGUAGGACUUGCUGUUGGCCAAUUGCCACUGUCCCUCUGGGCACAAUUACCUGGUUGUGACAAGGGGACCAUCCCCCAGAGGAUGCCAGUACUGGCCUAUCUUCCUUUCCCACACAGCCCAUGGGGCUGGAACCACUGAUGUGCUUUACGACAGAAGAUCUCAGAUCAGGUUCAGCCGUUUGAUGGGGCAGCGCCUGCAGGUCACAGGAGGGCUCUGGGGACAGGUGGAUAAAGGGGUGUGACACAGCAUCUGGGGAAACUGGUACCACAUAAACAGGUCCAGUCUGAUUUCUGCCCCUCUGUACUGCACUGUCCCCUAACAUAAGACAGGGCAAUAAUGUUGCAGACCUUUAACCCUCUUCUAGUAAGAAAGAGAUUGUAAACCAAACAAUGGUAAUAAGCACUCUAGCAGUUUACAGUGCUUCAGCAGAUGGGCCUGUUUACCAUCUAUAACUACCUUUUUAUGAGAAGGAGAUAAUGCUUUAUCCAUUAACCUGCAGUACUUUGUCACACUACAUAUAGCUUUUUUUUUUAAAUAAGAACACAGAUAAUUUGUUUUAUUGCUGAAGUGCCUUGCUCAGAUGACCUCAAAUUCAGGUCAUCAGGUUUUCUAGACAGAAGUUUUACAGAAGGCUAGAAGAAAUGUACAGACUGCAGAAGAGGUUAAAUUGGGAGUGCUUAUUCUGAGUUUGGCUGGUAACGCCACUGACCUAGCAUUCCCGUCCUUCUAGAAGGGCGCUCAUUGGAUUUGCACACACACGUCAGUCACAUCUGUAGGAAAAGUAAUUCAAAACCUUCUCUUCCCCACCUCCUGCUGCUUCUUGGAGCUGACGUACGUUAAAUAUUAACAACCUUUGUUCAUCGGUUCCCUGCUUCACUUGGCUUAUUUUAACAGCAGAUGUUAUUACACCAAGCCAUCUCCCUUCUCUUCCCGCUCAUCAACAGCAUCCACUGUGAAACCCAAGAGCCUGCUCUGGUAACCCUGCCUACAGCACCUGCCACUACUUCCUGGCAUCGCCAAUGCUGCCUGCCUUUGACAUCCACAAGUGGCUUGUGCUGUGAGCCAGGAGCUGCGGGGAGACACUGGUUACAAGACAGGAGAGCAGCCAGGGACAAAGAGGAGGAAGUGGUGAGGAUGGCCAGCAACUCCAGUGCAUUGCCCCGGGUGACUUUUCAGACUCCAGAGAAACCUGGGGAAGAAUCAUCACACAGGAAACUGGGCAAGCUAACCAUAAAGUACAACCGCAAAGACCUACAGCGUUGGCUAGACCUGGAGGAGUGGAUCAAUGCCCGGCUGCAGGAGCUGUAUCAGUACCCGCUAAGAGAGAAAACAGAUGCCGAAGUUACUGGACCAGUAAUUGACCUUGAAGAUCUCCUGGAAGUCCCUAAUGAAGAACAGAAAUUAAAACUACAGGAAAUCCUCCAUGAGUGCUCCAGCCCAACAGAGGACUUUAUUACGGAAUUGCUCAGUCGACUGAAAGGUCUCCGGAGAAUCACCAAUCCUCAGAAGAGGUUACCUCACCCAUAAGGGACAUCCAGCUUUGGUCACAAGGAAAAAUGCAUCUUUCCCAUAAAAAAAAAAAAA
Messenger RNA from Meleagris gallopavo (turkey), 2707 nucleotides. It is a transcript of the gene PPP1R14D, whose product is annotated as protein phosphatase 1 regulatory inhibitor subunit 14D. The record is from RefSeq and is a predicted model, not a curated record. Gene Ontology annotation, biological process: regulation of phosphorylation. Gene Ontology annotation, cellular component: cytoplasm. Gene Ontology annotation, molecular function: protein serine/threonine phosphatase inhibitor activity. Lineage: Eukaryota; Metazoa; Chordata; Aves; Galliformes; Phasianidae.